AUGUCUGAUGUCAAAGUAAAGAAGGACAUUGAAGUGCUUAAAUAUAAAAGGGACAAUAUUGUCCAAAAGAUUGAAUACCUUUAUUCUAAAGCUAAUGCUCUUACAAUCAAUGCAGAACCAGAUGACAUGUCAGAAUUUAAAGUUCGCUGUGAAAGGCUACAGGCUCAUCAUGACAGCUUCGAACGUUACCAAACCGACAUAGCUAAAUCUUAUGUCCAACUGAAAGAAACUAGUGAAAACAAUCCUUCAGCUGCAAAGCCUAACAACACUCCAUCAUCUGAUCGUAAUGAAGAUAUUAAGGAAAUGUCAUCUCUGCCACAGCCUACUUCCGCGCUAACAUGUACUAGGCCUAAUAUCGCUUCUAAUUCCAAAAAGGAUUGCUUUGAAUCUACAACAGUUCUUUUAGGUACUGCAGUUAUUCGCCUUCAGGAUUCCACAGGCAAUUUUCAAUCGGCCAGAGCUCUUGUUGACGCAGGAAGCCAAAGUUCAUUCAUCACUGAGGCAUGUGCACAGCGACUUGGACUGCCGCGACGCCGGCACAUUCAACCUAUUUUAGGCCUAUCUGAAACUUCAGUAUUGAGUAACAAAGGCAUAGUUUUAUGUGUUCUGAAGCCUUCACACCAAGACACCCCCAUUCUUGAAGCUAAUGCUAUAGUAUUAAAUCGUAUUACUUCUCAACUUCCUUCAACCACACUUCAUGAGAAAGUAAGAUUGUUUUACCAGGGCUGGGACUUGGCAGAUCCUGAAUUUUAUCUACCAAGCAAGAUUGACUUCCUUAUAGGUGCAGAUCUAUUCCCACAACUCUUUGAUGGUGGGCGGCUUGAUUCUCCUCACGGAAUCCCAACAGCAUUCCAUACCAUUUUCGGAUGGUUACUUAUUGGAGAAACUUCUGUCCCAGUUUCCCAGUUUCAAACUGUCUCUGCUAACUUAGCACUCUUAGAUCAUGAAUCACUGGAAUUCAAUUUAAAAAGGUUCUGGGAAGUAGAAGAACCCCCAAUGACUAAGUGUCUGGUUAGUCCUGAGGAUGAUCAUUGUGAAUCUAUAUUUACUUCAACAACUGAACGAGACUCAUCUGGUCGUUUCAUUGUCAAUCUGCCAUUCAAAAAUGAUUCACCAGACUUUGGCAACUCUUAUAACCGAGCAAAAAACUGCUUGUUGUCCUUAGAAGGGAAAUUCAAGCGAAACCCUGAAUUUCAGUCAGCCUAUUCUGCAUUUAUAACAGAGUAUGAAACUCUAGGCCAUAUGACUAAAGUUACAAAUCCUAUGAAAGAGGCCUACUACAUCCCGCACCAUGGCAUCUUCAAGAAAAAUGCAUCUGCCUCUAAGUUGCGUGUUGUAUUUAACGCAUCAGCUCCGACUACAUCGGGCAAAUCACUAAAUGAUGAAUUACUAAUAGGCCCCAAGCUACAAACUGAUAUUUGUAAAAUCUUGUCUUUAUUCCGUCUUCAUUCUUAUGUCUUCACUACAGACAUCGAAAAAAUGUAUCGUCAAAUCCUUGUAAAUCCAGAGCACAGAACCUAUCAAGCAAUCUUAUGGCGAGAUAAUCCUGAAAACGAAAUCUCGACCUAUCUUCUCAACACUGUAAGUUAUGGAGUCUGUAGUAGUCCUUUUUUAGCGCUACGCACGCUACGUCAGCUUGCCUCUGAACGUUCUGAACAAUACCCAUUGGCAAGUGAUGUCGUCCUGAACUCCACGUUCGUAGAUGAUAUUCUCACUGGAGGGGAUUCCCUAGAGAAAACAAAAAAGGUUAAAACUGAACUUAUUAGCCUUUUAGAAUCAGGCGGGUUCCAAUUGCGGAAAUGGUCCAGUAACUCUCAGGAACUUUUGCAGGAUGUUCCAUCCCAUCACCAGGAACUGAUUUUUCGUGAUGACAAGUUGGAAAACCCCUCUAUAAAGGUGUUAGGCCUAAAAUGGAAUCCUAUUUCUGAUGUGUUUUCCUACGAGGUACAUGUAGAACAGUUACCCACAACAAAGCGAAGUCUGCUAUCUCAAGUAUCAAAAGUUUAUGAUCCUCUUGGUCUAAUCACUCCUGUGGUAUUAUGGGCUAAAUGUUUAAUUCAGAAGAUUUGGACAUUAGGCCUAGAUUGGGACCAGACCCUUCCAACUGAUAUUAUUAAUCAAUCUGUCAAGUACUUUGAAAACCUCCCACAGCUCAGCCGACUCAAUAUUCCCCGACCAGUUCUGUCGCCAGGAAAUAACGAAGCUCAACUCCACGGAUUCUGUGAUGCCUCAGAAGUAGGCUACGGCUGUGCCGUCUACCUUCGCAUCGUUGACAAUAAUGGCCUAGUUCAUUCAAACUUGAUAAUGGCUAAAUCUAAGGUUGCGCCUUUAAAGAAAUUAUCAAUUCCCCGCUUAGAACUGUGCGGUGCAGCUUUAUUAAUCAAAACUAUGAUCUACUGUCACGACAUAUUCAACUCUAAACUUGGAAUAAUUCCUGCGUUUGCCUGGACUGAUUCAGUUGUAGUUCUUCAUUGGAUUCGCUCUCCUCCACAUCAGUUAAAGACAUUUGUAGCUAAUCGUGUAGCAGAAAUUCAGUCUCUCAUCGUACCUGCGAAGUGGCGACAUACUCCAACAUCUUCAAAUCCUGCGGACUACGCUUCAAGAGGACUGCUUCCUAAUGAGAUUUUGGACACUUCCUUAUGGUGGCAAGGACCGGACUGGCUACAAGAAGACCAAUCUUCAUGGCCUACUCAACCGUUACCUGCAUUAUCUUCAGAAGAGUCUUUACUCGAGUUUCGACCUAAUACGUCAUCUGUAUUAGUCGCUGCUAAACAACCUACAAAUCAUAUUAUUGAAUUGAUUGAAAAUAGCUCUGAUUUUAGAAAGCUACAGUCAUGCUUUGGAUGGGUUUUACGAUUUAUAAAUAAUUGUCAGAAGAGUAAAGAAAAAACUUUCCUAACCUAUCUUUCAGCGGCAGAACGCACAGCCUCUCUUAAUUCACUAGUGAAAACCACGCAGUCUCAUCACUUUCAAGAUCAAAUCAAGAAGAUUUAUUCACAACAAACUAUUCCUAUGUUUCAGCGGCUAGAUCCAUUUCUUGAUUCUAAUGGAAUUCUAAAAGUAGGUGGUCGUUUGAAGAAUGCUCAGCUAGGCUAUGAUGCCAAACAUCCCAUGCUGCUUCCGAAAAACUCACCUUUGACGCAUCUCCUCAUUGAUUACUUUCAUGUAAAGUAUCUGCAUAUUGGUCCAAGGACUCUCCAGUCACUUCUCUCCAGACAGUUUUGGAUAAUUUCUGCCCGACAUGUAAUCAGGCAUCGCAUAUCUAAGUGCCUUGUUUGUACUAAGUUUAAGGCUAAUUCACCUCAUCCGUACAUGGGCAAUUUGCCGGAAUCACGACUCAAACCAAUACGGAAUUUUCUUAAUGUAGGCGUGGACUUUGGUGGGCCAUUCAUGACAAAAACGGAUAGGCUACGCAAACCUCAAAUAUUAAAGAGUUACGUCUGUUUGUUUGUCUGCUUCAGCACGAAAGCUAUUCACCUUGAGCUGGUAUCAUCACUCUCCACUGAAGCCUUUUUGGCAUGUCUAGAUAGAUUUGUGUCACGUAGAGGUCUCUGUGCGAACAUCUACUCGGACCAAGGAACAAACUUCGUUGGAGCCGACAGGGAACUUCAAGAUCUUUGUAACUUACUCUACAAGCCUCCCUCAUCUGACGUGAUUCAGUCAAAGGUUGCUAACCUUGGCAUUAGUUGGCACUUUAAUCCACCCGCAGCCCCUCACUUUGGUGGCUUAUGGGAAAGCGGAAUCAAAUCCACCAAGCACCAUCUUAAGAGGGUUAUUGGAAAUCAAAUUUAUACUUUCGAAGAGUUUUCAACACUUCUAACCACAAUCGAAGCGAUUCUUAACUCAAGGCCACUAUGCAGUCUCUCACCAGAUCCAAAUGAAUUUCAAAUCCUCACUCCAGGCCACUUUCUUAUAGGCGAGCCGCUAGUUGCUCUACCACAGGCAGACUUCUCCACCACUCCUUCUAAUCGGCUAUCCAGAUGGCAAUUGAUCCAACAAGCCCAAAAAUCAUUUUGGAAUACCUGGAGUCGAGAAUACUUGCACCAACUUCAGCAGAGGUACAAGUGGAAUCUAAAACAACCUAACCUGAAGAUUGACGAUCUCGUCUUAAUUAAAGACAAAAAUUUACCUCCUUUGAAAUGGACCGCUGCUCGAGUCAUUGCAACGCAUCCUGGUAAAGACGGCAUCGUCCGGGUCGUCUCCCUCAAAACUCCAACCGGACAGCUUCAGAGGCCAGUGGUUCAACUGUGUCCUCUACCGCUAGAAUAA
Messenger RNA from Macrosteles quadrilineatus (aster leafhopper), 4269 nucleotides. RefSeq lists its product as uncharacterized. The coding region runs from base 1 to 4269 and encodes 1422 amino acids. Gene Ontology annotation, molecular function: nucleic acid binding. The transcript has 2 exons. Gene Ontology annotation, biological process: DNA integration. NCBI's taxonomy places the organism in Eukaryota, Metazoa, Arthropoda, Insecta, Hemiptera, Cicadellidae. The record is from RefSeq and is a predicted model, not a curated record.